Episyrphus balteatus (marmalade hoverfly) is the source of this 1516-nucleotide messenger RNA. RefSeq names its product origin recognition complex subunit 4 (gene Orc4). Lineage: Eukaryota; Metazoa; Arthropoda; Insecta; Diptera; Syrphidae. The record is from RefSeq and is a predicted model, not a curated record. Gene Ontology annotation, biological process: DNA replication initiation; DNA replication. Bases 78 to 1448 code for a protein of 456 amino acids. The transcript is spliced from 2 exons. Gene Ontology annotation, molecular function: ATP hydrolysis activity; DNA replication origin binding. Gene Ontology annotation, cellular component: nucleus; nuclear origin of replication recognition complex.
UGUUUUCUUAUAAUUUUUACUUUUGUUUAUUAUUUUCUAUUUGAAUAAAGUUAUAAUAAACAAAUUUUGAUAAAAGCAUGCCCGAACCAAUCAGUGAACCACUCCUCGCCCGACGAUUCAUCAAAGAACGCCUCCAAAGAGAUCGAAUAACUUUUCACAGCCACGAAUCUGAAUGGAAAAAUGUCCACGAUUUACUCGAACGAACUGCCGAAGUUGGUGAAUCCAACUCAUUACUUUUAAUUGGUCCUCGUGGUUCUGGUAAAACAACUCUUGUUAAUUCAGUACUCUACUCGUUGCUUCCAAAAAAAGACUUCCAAAAGAACACUUUAAUCGUACAAUUAAAUGGUCUCGUUCACACUGACGACAGACUUGCUCUGAAAGCAGCCACUGUCCAAAUGAACUUGGAAAAUGCCACAGAUGGUAAAGUAUUUGGUUCAUUUGCCGAGAAUUUAGCUUUUCUUUUGGCCUGUCUCAAAUCAGGCAACAAAAAGUCCAAAAGUGUUAUUUUCAUACUCGAAGAAUUCGAUCUCUUUUGUUCACAUCAUAAUCAAACGCUUUUAUAUAAUCUUUUUGAUGUAUCGCAAUCGGCUCAAGCACCGUUGUGUGUUUUAGGAAUCACUUGUCGCUUGGAUGUGAUUGAACUUUUAGAGAAACGAGUCAAAUCUAGAUUCUCUCAUCGUCAAGUGUUCCUAUUUCCUAGUAGCGAUGAUUUUGAAUCGAGAAUUGAAUUAUUUAAACAAUUCCUAAGAUUGCCGAGUGAAAAAGAAUUGAAGGCACUUUGUGAAACGAUGCCGAAUCCCAAAGAGAUGAAAGUCUCUGGAGAAUUCUGUUUCCUUCGGAAUCAUUUUAAUCCGUCAAAAUAUAGUUUCUCCAAGAAAUUCGUUGAUUCUUGGAAUAAACAUAUUAACGAGUUGGCUUUGAAUACAACAGUUCGAACUUGUCUUCAGAAUGUCUAUGAUUUUGAUGUGAGUGAGGCAUUCUUUAAGAUAUUUUUAUUCAAAAUUGUCGCUCAAAUUAAUGAUUCCCACCCUACAAUCAAAUCUGAAGACAUAUCUCAGAUAUGUACAGUUUACGAAUCCGAUGACAAAGUCCAAUUAAUGUGUGGCCUAUCGGUAUUGGAACUAUGUUUAAUUAUCACAAUGAAACAUCAUUCUGAAAUCUAUGAUCGAGAUCCAUUUAAUUUUGAAAUCAUAUUCAGUCGUUUUAUGAAGUUUGCUAAAAUUAGUAGUACAAUGCAAGGAGUAGAGCGUUCUGUUGUGCUGAAGGCUUUUGAACAUUUGAGGAAUUUGGAAUUCAUAAUGCCAUUAAGUUCGAUUGCAUGUAAAGUGCAGAAAGAAUUCGAAAUGCACAAGAUGGCUUUGACUUAUGGACAGAUUGGACAGGCGGUUAAUAAAUAUCAGGCAUUGCCGACAGAAGUAGCUCAAUGGGCACAGAGUUCAUUAAUUUAAGUAUUUUUGAUUGGUUUUUUUGUUUAAUUUAUUGUUUAGUAAAAAUAAAAUUGUUUUUUGAUAGAAAA